Eurytemora carolleeae is the source of this 1457-nucleotide messenger RNA. RefSeq lists its product as uncharacterized. Lineage: Eukaryota; Metazoa; Arthropoda; Copepoda; Calanoida; Temoridae. The record is from RefSeq and is a predicted model, not a curated record. The coding region runs from base 104 to 637 and encodes 177 amino acids. The transcript has 10 exons.
AUAAAGAAUUAUAUUUCAGAGAUGUAGUUAGAAAUUCCUUAAAGGAUACACCUGAAGUGGUGAUAAAUAUCCAGUGGGAAAGGAUACCCGCAAGGAACUAAAAAUGGAUGUAAAUCUGGGUUACAUGGAUGGAAACAGAUAUCGUCUUCACGAUGGAAGCUUGUGGAAGUUAAAGAAACUAAAUUCUGCUUUAGACUCUGAUAUUGAUCUUACACUCAGGAGUAGAAUUCUCAGAGAGAAAGUGCUUGACAACCAGAUUAUACAGGCGUUAGUUCAUCUUCGUCCCGAGAUAGAUCUUGUUAUGCUUGAAGAAAUUAUCCAGAUUUUAUGUAAGCUAACUGCACAAAUAGAUAGUAUGGGCGAAAUGUUAGAACCUGUAACAGAACAACUGUAUUCAGAGCACAAACUUUACCUCUCUCAGGUUAAAGAUGUUUUUAAUGAACCGAAGUUUACCUGGCCAAUACUUAAACUUCUAAAGCUUUACAUCAGUGAGCUGGAUAAGAAUGAGAAUGAGAAGAAGAUUGAAGAUUGUUUAGUCUUGGUACAGAAUCUGCUCAGCAUAUCAGAGCACUAUGCUGGAACUAUGGCUGCUGCAGUUAUUGCAAAUCUUCAGUGUAGAACAGCCUUAGAAAAGUGACUUAGAGUCCAAUAACUUGUGAUUUAAGGUCAGUAACUGUAUGAAAUUUGCACUAAUUUUACUAGUAUGGGUAGCCAUUAAAACUAGAUAAUAAUUGAUCCAUUAAUGUCAUAUUCUAUAUCAUAUGGGGCACUUUAAAGUUUUCUAAAAUCAAUCUGAAAUGUCUGAGAAUCUUUCUAAGUUGUCACAACUUUUGAGACCAAAUUAUGUCACAAUUCUAAGUCACCAUUUGAAGACAAACUCAAUAGACCUAAUCAUGUCUGAGACACAUUUCUAAGUCACAGUUUUGUCUAAGACACAUUCUAAGUCACAAUUCUGAGUCUUUAUAAGGUCUGAAGCACCAUUUCAGUCACACUUAUGUCCUAAUUCACAGUUCUCCCCUCUAAGUGACAGUUCUAAGUCAAGGCUUUUUUUUCAGACCAAUUUGUGUCACAGCCUUGUCUAAGACACUUUCUAAGUCACAAAAACACCUUCUCAGUCCCAAUCAUGUCUAAGUCACAUUUGUGGGCUUGUGGAGCCCCUGAUCUGCAUACUGCAGUACUGUGUGUACUGCAGCCUGAUUCUAGAACAAUUCACCUUAGUAUAUAGACUCUUUGUAUAUUAUUUGAAAGACAGUAUUCUACAGUAGCUUGUCUUGUUCACUUGACAGUAGUUCUAAAGGCUAAAUUCUGUAUAAGACACAACUCUUGUGACAAAACUAUUCCUUUGUCAUGCUUGGUAAGGCUUAACCAUGUCUAAAACACAUUGUCAGUCACAGGCACAAGUCACAAAUAUGUUUAAGCCUGUUCUUGGAGACAAAAUUAUGUCUAAGACACUUUCU